Cladocopium goreaui is the source of this 2586-nucleotide messenger RNA. The record is from the annotation of a GenBank genome assembly. NCBI's taxonomy places the organism in Eukaryota, Dinophyceae, Suessiales, Symbiodiniaceae.
AUGCCAGCUCGAGGUAUGCCUGAAGUCAGAAGCAGGGAAGUUGCCCCGGAGACCUUCCAGGUCGACGGGGCAUCACCAAAAUCGAUGCCAGCUUUUGAUCCAGAUGCUAAACAUUUAAAGGGCGCAGAGGAGAUGGAUGUCAACAUGACAAUGCUACAGCUCUUUCAGGAAAAGAAAGUUCCGAGCGCAGAAGCUUUGGACAACUUGUUAGCCAAGCGAGCUGACCCCAACCAUCGAUAUGAACAGCAGUUCAAGCUACAUGGCCCGGUGUUUGCUGAUGGCUGCCCCUUGCAGUUUGGAGUGACUUCAGGGGAUCGAUCGCUUGUUCAGCUGUUAAUACAGUACCGAGGUGACAUCCAGACCUCUAGCUACAGCAAAAAGGCUGGUGCGAGUCAAGUUGUUUGGCGUGGGACUGCACCCUUUGCAGCACUUCCAUCAGAUAAUGUUGAUAUGCUGAGACUCUUGGUCGAGAGCCACAGUGUGUCCGCCAAUUUGACAUCCUAUUUAGGCGAAAAACCAGGGGCAAGCUUGCUUUGGAAUUCGUCCUACUUUGGGGCUUUGAAGUGCACCCGGUAUUUGCUCGAAGUGAGAGCUGCCAUCGACAAGACUGCACCAUUUCAGGACAUCAAAGGAUUGGACUAUGCUCCGCUCCACGUCGCUGCUAGGGUGGGAAAUGAAAAGUGCUGCGAGCUUCUGCUGGACUUCGCAGCAAACAUCAACGAACAGUCUCAUGUAGAAAUCCCUGCUCAGAGUGACCUGAAAGGAAGAUGGUAUUUUACACCUCUGGAUGCAGCUAUUGAGACAAGUCAAAUUGCAGUGGUGAAGCUGCUCCUGAAGAGAAAGGCUGAUUUAAUUGACCCGAAGGCUGCAGCUACAUACCAGCUUACGUCUCAAGCAGACCACAUCCAAGUCAACAGGUAUAAUUACUCUCUGCAAAUGCUACUUCGAAGUGGCAACAGCAGGGUGAUCUCAGAAGUCGCUCAAGCUUUGCAGGACUCCUGGCAUCAAGUUACCCUCCUGACCGUUCAGGACAUAACACGAUUCCUGCAGACACCAGGUGAAGCACCCGUGAACCUCAUGAAGGCAUUAUUCUAUGAAUCAGGUCAAAUCAAGUACUGGCACAAGGUGCAGGGCGACUUGUCCAGCAAAGGCCCUGCGGGUACCAGAAAGCAAAGCGUAGCAAAGUCACAAGUCACAGCAGUCACAGACACAGCGAAGAAUUGCCAGGCCCAGUACGUCAUCAACUUUACGGAAGGCCCUUCUCAAGAGGAUGUGGAUUCCCAUUGGAAAAGCAACGGGAGAGCAGAGACAGAGGAAGACAUACCGUCCUUUGUCGCCCGGCUUGCUCCACAGCCAGCAAAGGACAAGACACUCUGGAGGAGAUUCUUUGAUGCGAUCUUGGAAGUAGAGCGAGUCUACCUUCCGGUCAAUUUUUUUGCAUGCCUAGUUCCAAAUUUGCACCACAGUGAAGAGGUGCUUCUUGCCAUUGCAACCUGCCCGAAUCAGGAGAUCUUUCGGCUGCGUGAAUGUGAGGCCAUUGUGUCUUUCAACUGGACCACUGUACAGUAUACGCAGCUCUGUGAUUUGGCCAUCCAGGCAUUGACUUCGCUCCUGGUUUUGCUGUGUAUUUCAACUCUUCGAGACGAGGCACCGGAAUGGUGCAGCAGCUUGACCGUUUUUGCUGGGCUUGCGUUACCUCUUGUCACACUCACCGUCUUUAUGAAAUUUGGAGAGGUGAUUGGCAAUGAAAUACGAAAGCCCUGGGGUUUGUACCUUGAAGUCUUGCUCCAUUUAGCGACCUUUGCCCUACUUAUCGUUUUUAUUGCAAAAGGUCAAGUGACCUGCUCAGAUCGUGGACUGAUCGACAAUCUUUGGAUGAGAUCGGUCAUCAUUGCUGUUAGCUCUCUGCGCCUCAUGAACUGCUGCGAAAUGCUGCGGCUGGCGUACUCCGAAGUGAAUAUGAUUGUCACACCUAUCGUCUCGGCUUUGUUAAAGUCAUUGCCGUUUUGCAUUGCAGUCAUUUACUUCGCCUUCAUCAUGUGGCAAGCCUACUGGACAUUAGAUGUGGAAGAAUGGCAGAAUGGCUGGAAGGCAAUUAUUAUAGCCUGGCGCUUCGCUAUCCUGGGUGACUUUGAAGUGGAUGAGCUGGAGGGUCAAGAAGGCACUUGGCACCAGGUAGCCGAUGGCCAGGGCGGAACGAUGCUUACCUAUGAGGACCCAGAACUCACAAAGAACGCCACGGUUGUGCGUGGUGUUUUUAUUGUGCUUUGUGGCAUCAUGUUCCCCGUGCUGAUCAUGAACAUUCUGAUUUCUGUGCUUAGUGUCUGGCUUGAUUUCGCGAUCAAAAACGUGUGGCUGGACUUUCAGCAGGCAAGAGCGAGAAGAGUUCUCAGGUACAAGGCGAUGACCUACAUUUGCAAAAGUCGAAAGAGGUAUCCUGCUGAGGAGUGCUUACAUUGCAAUUCAUAUCCAGCGAAAGGUUCUGCCUGGCUUUGGGGGUGGAGAAUUCUGCUUGGUACUGUAGUGUUCGGUCCAGAAACCACUUUCCUUUUCAGAAAAGCCAAGACACCAUUUGUGCUACCCUAA